Messenger RNA from Ixodes scapularis (black-legged tick), 967 nucleotides. RefSeq names its product dual specificity protein kinase TTK-like. Lineage: Eukaryota; Metazoa; Arthropoda; Arachnida; Ixodida; Ixodidae. Gene Ontology annotation, biological process: mitotic spindle assembly checkpoint signaling; chromosome segregation; meiotic spindle assembly checkpoint signaling. Gene Ontology annotation, cellular component: nucleus; kinetochore; spindle. The transcript has a single exon. The record is from RefSeq and is a predicted model, not a curated record. Bases 1 to 909 code for a protein of 302 amino acids. Gene Ontology annotation, molecular function: ATP binding; protein serine/threonine kinase activity; protein serine/threonine/tyrosine kinase activity.
AUGCUCGCAAAAUGCCCCAAGCCAAAGGAGGACAAGAUAUCAGUGAUCCAAGUGAACGGACGAACUUACCACACGCUCGAACUGGUUAGCAAAAGGGGACCUAGCAAGGUGUUCAUGGUGCUGGGUGAGCACCAGGGGCUAAGAGCGGUGCAGCUGAUCAGUCUUGAAGGCGUUGAACCUAAGGUCACCGUGGCGUUGCUGUGCCAGGUCAGGACCUUGAAGAUGCUGCGCGACUGCAGGCGCGUUGUCAUCCUUUAUGAUUUCGAGUACGACCACGAGAGGAGUCUUCUUAAGCUGGUGAUGGAGGCUGGGGUCAACGACCUGACAUCGGUGAUUCGCUCUCGCAUGAAGGAGUCCCUUAACAUCCUGGCGGUCAAGUUCUACUGGUCAGAGAUGCUCCAAGCCGUGCUCGAAAUCCACAACAAGGGAGUCAUUCCCUCUAACCUGGAGCCAGCCAGAUUCCUGUUUGUCAAUGGAAAGCUGAAAUUGAUUGGUUUUUGCAUUGCAGACCUCAUGCAGGCUGACACAACCAGCGUCAUGGAGGAAUCGCCAAUUAACUCCCUGAAUUUCAUGUCCCCGGAAUCUAUCACCAGGAUGCCUGGACAUGGCACCGGCGACUGGGAGCUGAUCAGCACGCGGCCGUACAUCUGGUCCCUGGGGUGCAUCUUGUACAGCCUGGUGUACGGCCACGCACUCUUCCAGCACAUAGUGGCACGGGACGACAAGCUACGUGCCAUCAUCAACUCGAAGUACACCAUCCCGUUUUAUCCCUUGGUCAGUCCCAGCCUCCUAGACGUCCUGAAGCAAUGUCUGCGGCGGAAUGUCAGGGAAAGGCCCACAAUCAACGAACUACUUCGACAUCCUUUCCUGGCCGAAAAUCACGGCCUGUUGAAGCCCUGGAGAAAUUAAAAUCGGAAGUCAAUGUUCAGCGAGAUUAAGAACAUGUCUCCGGACAGCGUGAAGAAAG